AUGUCGGCCAGCAGAAAAUUCACAGGCUACUUCGCACUCAUAAUCUCCUUAUUCAUCGGGACUCUCUUCUUCACCAUCGACAGAGGAAUACCGAUCCCUCAGGCGGCGCAAUGCUCCAUUCCGGCGCUCACGUCCUCAGCUCAGUACAAGCGAUACAUCAGCACGAAACAGGCGAAGUGUGACAACUGGGCCCAGUUAGGAGGAUGGUUUGGAGCUUCUGAGGAUGGCCGUAAACUGAUGUGUCUGGACGAGAGGUUUGGCAUCCAAGCAGGAAAGUGCGUCGUCUUGUCCUUCGGUGUAAAUAACGAAUGGUCUUUCGAAGAUGACGCCGAGAAGUUGGGGUGUAAGGUGUACGCCUUCGACCCCACUAUGGGCAUGGGGGACCACCAGAGGACGCCCAGCAUCCAGUUCUUCAAGCUUGGCAUCUCGGACGUCGAAGGAGAGAAGAAGAUCGGCAUGAACCCAGUUGCAACGGACUUCAAUUUUCACAAAGUACGAGAUUCGGCGCGUUCCCCGUCGACCGCUACGAGAACAUCGUCCUGGCGUCUGGGACUCGAAGGCCGCGUCAUCGACUACGUCAAGAUGGACAUCGAACUCGCCGAGCUGGACGUCCUGCGCGACCUGCUGGACAACUCGCCUCGCCUCCUCAGGAACAUCAAUCAAUUAGCUAUUGAGAUCCACCAUGAUUUUCAACUAGGAGACUUCGGUCCCAACAGCACCGUGCGGAAAUUCUGGCCGUUUUUCCACAGGCUUCGGUGUCACGGCUUCUCCAUCAUGAACUCCAAAGUGAAUUUCUAUUGGCAAGAAAUGGUGUGGGGUCGGGACACAGCUGGCAACGACUUGGCAGAAUAAAAGUAGCGACAUUGAAAACAAAAACUGUGACAAAUAAAUGACAAAGUGCAAAAACAGUGCCGAGUGAUAAGUGACAGUGAAAAAAGCGACGAGUGUUAAGUGACGGAUAAAAACAAAGCAAAAAAAAAAAAAAAA
Molecule: messenger RNA, 987 nt
Organism: Penaeus chinensis
Lineage: Eukaryota; Metazoa; Arthropoda; Malacostraca; Decapoda; Penaeidae
Exons: 6
Coding region: 1-852 (283 amino acids)
Source: RefSeq, a predicted model, not a curated record